This is a messenger RNA of Ficedula albicollis (Collared flycatcher), 5543 nucleotides long. It is a transcript of the gene ANLN, whose product is annotated as anillin actin binding protein. The record is from RefSeq and is a predicted model, not a curated record. Gene Ontology annotation, biological process: mitotic cytokinesis; actomyosin contractile ring assembly; septin ring organization. The transcript has 24 exons. Gene Ontology annotation, cellular component: actomyosin contractile ring. Lineage: Eukaryota; Metazoa; Chordata; Aves; Passeriformes; Muscicapidae. Bases 102 to 3398 code for a protein of 1098 amino acids.
GCGGCGGGCGCUGAAAUUCAAAUCCCGGUAGCGGUUGGGGCGGAGGUUCGGUCGCUCGCGGGCGGCCCUGGCGAGCGGAGACCGGCGGUACUGGCGCGGCGAUGGACCCGUUCACCGAGAAACUCCUUGAAAGAACCCGCGCCAGGCGAGAGAACCUGCAGAGGAAAAUGGCAGAGCGGCCCAAGAUGGGGGCAAGACCCACAAUGCAGACCAAGAGGGCCAGAGAGCCUUUGGCAGAAACUGGUAACCAGGCACCUCUUCCAGGUGACGAAGUAAAACCAGGUACAAAGCCAUCACCAUUAAAAAGGCUCUGCCCUAAUGAUAUAGAGACUCAAACUUCUAGUUCGGAGAACGUACAGCCAGUUCCUUCAAGUUCCACAAGCCAUGAUUCUCCUCUGAUGACUUCAGAAUCACACGAAACUGCUUCUAACAGAGCUUCGUUGGCUCAGCCUCUUGAGAGAGUAAAACCAAAUACCAUGUCAGAAAUUCCUGCAGCCCUUUCAGUCAAAACACGUAUGCAGAAGUUGGCAGAACAACGGCGCUGCUGGGAUAGCGAGGAUCCCUCUGAAUGUGUUCCUCUCUCUCCUCUCCAGUCAAAAGAUCUGUCUGUUUCUCCACCUAAGCAGACAUCCAAUGCCCUGGCAAGUGAAACCCCUAUUGGGAGAAGAGGCCGUUUAGCUAACCUUGCUGCUACAAUUGGUUCCUGGGAAGAUGACCUAAGUCAUCCAUCUGCAAAGCAAAACAAUGCACAAGAACAGCCUGGCACUACUUGUUUAUCCAAAUUGUCCACUACAAGUGGAGCAUCUGCUAGAAUCAAUAGUAGCAGUGUAAAGCAGGAAGCUGCAUCCUGCUCUCAAAGGCUUGUUGAGGCUUCUAUUAAUAAACCAGCAAACUCAAAGAGAGCGGAUCCAAACAGUUUAACACAAUCUUCAAGAGUUACUGAUCCCUGUUCUAACAAAUCUAAAGUACAACGGCCAACCGAGAAUCACUGCAGUCCUCAGAAAACUGAAGAGCGUACACAAACAGCGAAGUCAGCUUUGCCUCAACCACUUCAGUCCAAAGCAGAGCUAGUCAAAGGAACACAUGUGCAACUUGAACCUAAGGGUAAACCCACAACACCAGGGGUAUCAGGAAUUAAGCCCUUCCUGGAACGCUUUGGGGAGCGCUGUCAAGAGCAUAGUGCACACAGCCCUGCUGCGAAUACUCCGGGGUGCAGAACACCCAUUGUUACCCCAAAUACAAGGACAAUCCAGGAGAGGCUUCUCAAACAAAAUGAAAAUUCCUCUACUGCCAGUUUAGCACUUCAGCUUAAACAGGAACGUGAACGAGAGCUUGCAUGCCUUCGUGGCCGAUUUGAUAGGGGCAAUCUGUGGCGUGUGGAGAAAAGUGACAGUUCAAAGAAGCUUCCAGAAGCUAAAAUGGAAAGCCAAUCUCAAGCUAGUCCAAAACAUCCUCCUAGUUCAGAUACCUCUGCUCUUGAAUCAUCAGAAGACACGUCAGCAGGUGACAGGCCAGCAAAGUCUCCCAGAGUGGAGUCUUCGGAUCCUUCCAAAUGUGAAGAGACUGAUAAAACUAGUCCUCUGAAGAUUGCUGAAUCAAAGAGCCCUGUAAAAGCAAUGUCUGUCUCAAAACUUGAACAACUUGAUGAGAAACCAAAAGGUGAAGUAUAUGAAGGCAAAAUGCAUGUGGAUAAUGAGAUUAAUAGCUCAAAAGUGAUAAAUGAGAUUUUUGAAAUUCUUCAAGAGGAUGGUCCAGACAUAGAAAAGCUGAAGAAAGAAAUGAGCAUGAGCCUGGAAGGUGAAAGUGAUGAGGAUGAGCAGGAAGAGUCACUGAACAUUUCAUCCAUGUCUCUCUUAACCCCUCUAGUGGAAUCUGUUAUCUCAGAGGCCUUUGGUUCCCCUUCUAAGUCAAUAGGGGAAGGUAGCAGUAUCAGUGAUGUAAGUCUGAAGUCUGAGACGUUCCAAAGGACUAGAGUUCCCAGGGCAGAAUCUGGAGACAGUAUUGGCUCUAUGUUGGAAGAUUGCAACCUUCCUUACAGUGUCGAUGUAUACAGAUCCCAAAGAUUUAAGGAAACUGAUUAUCCUUCAAUAAAGCAAAUAAUUGUUCGCAAAGAAGAUGUUGCUUCAAAACUAGAAAUGAGAAGAAAUGGCCCAUCUGAUCAAGUCAAUAUCAAAAAGAAAAUGCAGGAACUGAACAAUGAGAUCAACAUGCAACAGACAGUGAUUAACCAAGCCAGUCAAGCUCUGAACUGCUGUUUUGAUGAGGAACAUGGAAAAGGGUCACAAGAAGAAGCAGAAGCAGAGAGACUUCUUCUUUUUGCAACUGAGAAGAGAACUGCUUUAUUGGAAGAAUUGAAUAAACUGAAGAAUGAAGGACCGCAUAAUAAAAGAAAUAAAGCUGCUCCUACAUCCACUGAAUUUGUUCCCUCCAGGGGAUCUGUUUCCAUUUCAGAAAUGUGUCUACCUCUAAAAGCAGACUUUGUAUGUACUACAGUUCAAAAGCCAGAAGCCAGAAAUUACUACUAUGUAAUAAUACUGAGAUCUGGAGCAGAAAACAUGGUUGCAACUCCAUUAGCAAGUACUGCCAAUUCUCUGAAUGGAGAUGCUCUUACUUUUACAACGACGUUUACUAUGCACGAUGUGUCAAAUGACUUUGAAAUAAAUAUAGAAGUUUACAGUUGGGUGCAGAGAAAAGAAGUUACAAGCACUGAUAAAAAGAAAAAGACAAAUAAAUCUAAGGUUAUUACUCCAAAGAGAUUAUUAACAUCUAUGACCUCGAAAAGCAGCCUUCUUACUCCAGCCAGUCCAGCUGGCCUGAAUGCCAUACGCAGUACAAAUUUCAUCCUUGUUGGAUCCCACAAGUUAUCACUGUCUUCUGUAGGAAAUACCAAAUUUGCACUGGACAAGGUUCCCUUUUUGUCGCCUUUGGAAGGUCAUAUAUAUUUGAAAUUGAAAUGCCAAGUGGACUCUUUGGUGGAGGAGAAAGGGUUCUUGACUAUGUUUGAGGAUGUCAGUGGAUUUGGAGCGUGGCAUAGGCGCUGGUGUGUGCUAUCUGGAAAUUGUAUCUCCUAUUGGACAUACCCAGAUGAGGAGAAACUAAAGCAUCCUCUGGGCCGGAUAAACUUGGCUAACUGCACUAAUCAUCAGAUUGAACCUGCUAACAGGGAAUUCUGUGCCCGUCCCAACACUUUUGAACUAAUAACUGUCCGACCUCAGAGAGAAGAUGACCGUGAGACCCUCGUCAGCCAAUGCAGAGACACACUCUGUGUUACAAAGAACUGGCUGUCUGCUGAUACUAAAGAAGAGCGUAACCUUUGGAUGCAAAAGCUCAACCAAGUCCUCAUUGACCUUCACAUGUGGCAGCCUGAUGCCUGCUACAAACCUACUAGAAAGCUUUAAACUCUGGAGGGGAACUACACAAGAAAAUAAUUUAAAUGAAUAUGUGGAAGUCUUCUGGGUCACUUAUGCUUUAAGUUUGAGAGAGUAUUUAACAUUAUACAGGUCUAUGUUAUGCAGUAUUUUUAUUUCACUUAAAAAGUUUAAAAACCUUUUUAUUUCCUAGUUUUGAGUAUGUUAGACAGCAAUUAGCUGUUUCUGAAGUGCUAAAUAUUUAUGUAACUCCUUUUUUGGAAGUCCUCUGGCUAGGUGCAUUCUCUUUUUUAAACGACUAAAUUAUUGUAAGAAAUCACACUUCAGGGCAGGAAGGGAGGCACUAGCUAGUGAAAGACAAGCUUUCUAGAUAACUCAGCUCCCUGAAAGAACCAAUAGUUCUAAAUACUCUUAACAAGGUUGCUGCUAAAGCACAAGAUUUAAUGUUUAGCAUUUGUUGGGGUUCUUUUGUAAUGAUCAGGCAUAGAAGUAACUAGUCAAUUUUAUUCUAUAACAUGCAGUAUAGAUAAUUGUGCUUGUACAACAUCCUUGUGGUCAGAACAAAAAACAUGCACACAAGAUAUUCAUACUAUUGUAAUUUCUCAUACAAACUAGUAUGGAUAAGUGUGUGGCAUGUACACUAUGUGAUUUGCAGGUGUGGAAUUACGUAUGCUGUAUAUUGCAGUUUGAUAGAAAUAGGAGGUCUUGAAUAUUUUUGUUAGACCUAAUAUAAAAACUGUGUCAAAAAUUUAGGUUUAGGGUUGUAUACACCAAUAUUUCCUGGGACUUGGAGUUUUCACAAGCUAGAAUUCUCCAUUUGAGAACCAGGAAUAGGUUGUAAAAGUGCCCUUUGUUUUGUUUAAUAAUAUGACUCUACAAAGCUGCUAUAUACAACUAAUACUCUGCUGGCUGAAAAAAGGGUCUUCCUCCCCUUCACAGACAUGUCCACAAAUGCUUAUCAAAACCCAUCAUGAAAAUGGCAACAUUUCUCAGUUAAAACUUGCAGUUUUCACAGGUUUUCACUAAGCAUAUUGAAAUACCAGCUCAUUACUUCACUAGGAAUGCAGUAGUGGAAAACUUAAAGAUUGCUAUUGCUGUUAGAUAUUCACACUCAAAACACUACAUUCUGUUACCUUAUACUGUUUUCAUCCUGCCCCUUUUGUGCUUGCUUUUAAAUCUCAUUUUCUGUUCUGAUGUCUUUAAAUAUUUCCAAAAUAUAUUUGAGAUUUAUUUCAUUCAUUUAAAAUAAAAAGUAAAGCCCUUCCUGCUUUUUCAUAAUGUCAUUUAUACCUUUGAGAUACUAAUUUGUAGGCUGAAGAAAGCCUGGACUCCAGACAGUGUUUAAGGAAGGAUUCUAUUCUAUACAUGUAUCCCAGAAUUCCAUUUGAUAAUGUGAAGCCUUGGAUGUAGCUAGCUGAAUUUUGCAGUGGGAGGCCAGAUUGUUCCUGAGCAGCAGCUCAUCAAAUACAAAGAGGAGAGAUGGCUUGUUUUUGUGGUGGUGUUUUUUGUUUGUUUUUUUUUGUCACAGUCAUGGCAGCAGAAUAACACAACAGGAACAGUGUAAGAGCAAAUUUCAGCAGUGGAUGUGUGGUAGGCUGUCUUCUUGAACUCCCAAGUGAGUUAAAAUCAUUAAAUUUUGAAUUAUGAAAUAAGGUCACAGAAAGGUGUUAAGAACAGAACUGGAUGAUAUUCAGAACAUUUUUAUAGGCUAAUAGGGCCAUUAUCCCAUACAGAAACCAAUCUCUGUGUGUUCAUUGCACAAGAAUUUCUCCUCAUAAAGGUGUAAAGUGCAACAGGUGCUGUUAAGUUAGAAAAGCUGGCCUGUGUGGUGGCUUUUGGGCAAAAGUUCUGAGUGCUGAGGACAUGGGAUGCAAGCUUAGAAGGAAGCCUAUGCUGCUGCCUCCUCCCCUCCCAUGUUCCUCUGCUCUUUUAAGGCUUUGCAGUGAGAGAGUUUGCACACUAUCUAACAACCGAGAGAACCUUCCCACAUGCAGUGUGCUGGACCGAGCCAGUGACAUAAUCCCUCCUGUAUUUAUUCACAUGCUCAGACUCUCCCCAAAAAAGAUCUUGGCAGUCCAGUCCUUCUAGAACUACAUACUGCUAAUAAACUUAGAAUUGCAUGGAAUUAUAAUUAGCUUUCCUAGAGAAAUUUGUUUUUCCUGUUUCUCUUUUUCC